CAUAAAGUAAGUGGUUGCCGACAUCCAAAUAGCAACAUCAUUAGUAGACUUGGAGGUGUGAGAUCUAACCGUGUAGAAAGAGCAGAGUGAGAGUGGGGCGAGCCCCUUAGCAGUGCAACCAGUCGCUUGACGAGCAAACAGAAUUUUGUCCGAAGACUCUUCCUUGGAAGCAGCAAUUAACGAUUUCUUAUGUACCGAAUUUGAAUUCCCACAAGACGUAAUAUGCAGCAACUACGAACCCAAGUUUGGACUCUCUGUGAGCAGUCCGAACCCCAGAGCCUCGAUGAACUCGUCAGAAGCCUUGACAUCCCAAGAUGCAUUGCAGGGGCCAAGUCCGAGCCCCUGCAUUGGACAACAUUGGACGAACUGGACGGUUGGCCUAUUUGACACAUGUGGACCAGACGGCGCGUUGCAGUCGAUCGACUCCAAGGUGACCUCUGAACUCAGCCCUUUUGAUGUCGCAACGAUUGAUUCAUCGGAAUUGGACCUUUUUGCCGCACUGCCACCUGGUGGCGACUGCACAGACCUCGCUGAGCUAUCAUCUCCGACGGACAGCGAGGGAGAUUUCUUCAACAGUAGUUACAUGGAAAUCUUCACCGAUUUGAGCGAUAUUAUGAAAAUGGCUGAUACAGAACUCACCGUGGAACCGGUCAUCCAGUUGGACGCGACCGUCAAAGAGGGUGCGACCGUACAGGAGAACACUAUCACGACGUCCACGUCCAAGAGAGGCAGGAAGAGGAAGGCAGCAGCUGCAACCAGUGCGACCAUCGUCACUGGAGAAGACCACCGCUACAGUUCCAAACGAUCGAUGCCAGAUUACAUCCAGGCGUCAACAAGCGUGUCGGACCUCAUCGACAUUGAAUCCCCUGCCGAAGACGAGGAGGAAACCAUCUCUCCCGUCGAUAAGAAAAAAACGAAGUAUAAGGAAAGGCGACGAAAGAACAACAUCGCGUCGCAGAAAUCCCGCCAGACGCGCAAGAAAAAGAACAGCGCUUUAGAGCAGCAGGCGGAGGAUUUAGAGAUUGAGAACGUGGCUAUGAGGGCAAAGAUCUCAGAGGCAGAGGCCCUCACCAAGGAGUUGAAGGAACUCUUGGUUACUCAGUUAGCUGGAGGGAAGAAGUAAGCCUGUUGUUGUGUUGGCAUAACAGCUGGCGACGUAAAAGAUGCAACAUUUCCUAUCUAUCAACUUCACAAAUUGGGCAUUGAAAAAUACAUCUCGUAACGGCGGGCCGACUCUGAUCGUUCCUAGGCCUCAUGAGCUCCGCUCCACCGUAUAUGGGUACGCGUGUGGUGACGGCUGGGAAUGUAGUUUGCUCUUUUUAACGAGUUGUCUAAUCUGUGAGCAGUUAGAUGUGUAAAAUGCUACAUUUUUAACCCUUUACGGACCACUGCUUUAUAUCAUGCAAACCACUUGAGGCCUGAUAUUGUGUGGUCUUUGAAGGGGCCAUUCAAUUUUCCAAGGAGGAAAGGGGGUAUGUUGCAAAUAUAGCUAGUUGGGGGGGAGGGAGAGGGGAAAGGGGAGCUAUAGUAGUUGGGCGUUAUCUGUAAAACCACAGCAUCUUUACUAUUCGUUAGUGUGUUGUCUUUCUUGCUAUUUGAGAUUACUAGCUGCUGGUUGUAAGAAAGCAUGUUGGCUCACAACAGAACAGGUGGUCAGUAAGAUGUAUUUAUAUAGAAAACGUCAUGCUGUGUGAGCUAAUGUACUUCCUAACAACUAUUAAGCCCUGGACUGUGGUCAGUAACCUUACAUGCUACCCUAGGAGGAUGUGUUUCCGAUUGAUUUAGGGGUUGGGGCGAUUGGGUUGGCAGCCAUGUUUUACAUCCCAUGAUCUCUGCAGAAGAUGGGAAACAAAGGGUUUCCCAAUAAGUCUUGAACUUUCUUGUACAUUUGUAAUUCAUGUAGUUAGAUAUACUUGUCACAAAAUAUUCAGGUUUAGAAUGCUUUUUGAUUGGAUCCACAGUUAAACCAUAUAUCAUAUAUUCCAGAAUCGGCCAGAUAUGUUCAAUUUGAAAAUGCAUUUCCUGUUGCUGUGUUGCCAUGGUAACCAGCAUAGGUGGGAAACACCAAGACAAUGUUCAUCGUCGGUAGGGGGUGUAUAGUUGUCCCAAACUUUCUUGAAAUCAACCUACUCUGUACUCAUGUCAGCGAAUUGCUGCAGAAAUUUAGUGUCAGUUCAUCUUUAAGAAAGCUGCCUGAAUGUUCUAAUGUAGUCAUAGUUGACAUAGGCACAGUCUACAGAAAUUUGAACACAAUAGUAUAUAUACCAAACCAACACAAAUAUCGCUGGUUCAAUCAUAGGAGAUGACUCCUCUGGUAAGAGAAUUGUAUUUGUGGAAAUAAAUUGCGGGCAAGUACUUUUCAAAACGUUACUCUUUCUGGCUAAGAAAAUAGUUUGUUGAAAAAUGAGUACCAGUUGCAUUCAAGAAAGUUUCAAGGGCUUUUUAUUACAUAGUUGGUUGUAAAAUAUUCUGUAUUCCAUUUAGUCUACAUAAUUAUGUGAAUUUACCCUUUUUGCUUCGAAUGACGUGCUAUGCACGUCAUGCCAUAUGUUCCGUCUGGUGCGGAUGACGUGCAUGGGACGUCAUGAACUUAUGAAAUAUUGACUCAUCUGCACUAGGCUGUAGCCUGUAAACAUUAUUGUAUGCACUUUGGGAACAUGGCCACACUUUUGAUUAUUAUUUGAUCACUCAGGUAGAUGUGACCUCAAUUUAACACUGCUAGCCAAAUGCCAUGGCUCAUUGCUGGGCUGUUCUGGCCAAAAAUGGUUGACGCAACAAAAUGUUGGCCUUCCUGCUUGCAGAUCAAAAUUUAUUGAGAAAACAAUGCAUAUAGUUAUAAUUUCUCAUUUUGAGAGUAUAAAUUUUUCUAUGAAAAAAGAUUGGUGACGGUUGACAUGUUAUUUAUUCAGGUUCGAACGGGUCAGUCUAGUGAGCAGAAAGCAGUUUAUAUUUGUAUUGUGUAGAAAAAUUAGAUUUCUUGCCUAAAAUUGCCGUAGAAUUAAAAAAUAAUACCGCCAUUCAUAUUUUCCUUAUCUAGAAAUGCCAGGUCAAUCAUUGAUAGUUUUCUUUCCAAUCUCUUUUGACGUGUCUCGAAAAUAUCGACUUUGUUUGACAGGUUUUGCUAUUCAAAGUCGCGGGGCGUCAUUCCACACCGUUUGGGAGUAGACAAGGGGAUGAUGUCACAACAUGCACUGCGUCAAGACGCCAAUUGUGACCUUUUGAAAUCAUUAAUAACGGUUCCCAUUCUUGCAUAGAUGUGGUUUUAAAACCGUAGAUCAAAACUUUAAAACUUAUCACACUUCAGUCUCGUUCAAAGUCUAGUUAUUCUAUAUUUUGUACACUAUCGUCUCGCAUGCCCAGAAGUGAUCAAUGUUUUAAAUUCAAAAUGAACUUUUCUUUUUACCAUGUUUACAAUGUUUAUUGAAGAGAGAAUAACUUUUAGAAUCAUAUUUUUUUUCAAAUUUUUUUGUGUAUUGAGAAGGGGGGGUCCUGAACAUUGGAAAAACUUGCAUACAUACUUAAAAAGUUUAGAGUGUUCAGGCUUUGAAACAAUCUGGUAUAAUAAAUCGUUUUUUUAUUAAUCUAAAUGUUCUUGUGUGUCAAU
Molecule: messenger RNA, 3604 nt
Organism: Lineus longissimus
Lineage: Eukaryota; Metazoa; Nemertea; Pilidiophora; Heteronemertea; Lineidae
Exons: 4
Coding region: 284-1123 (279 amino acids)
Biological process (GO): regulation of transcription by RNA polymerase II; DNA-templated transcription
Molecular function (GO): DNA-binding transcription factor activity, RNA polymerase II-specific; RNA polymerase II cis-regulatory region sequence-specific DNA binding
Source: RefSeq, a predicted model, not a curated record